CCAUCAUCGGCUCCUUGGUAGAGUUUAGACAGACAUGGAGGUGGCGGAAGAAUGGCCGGAACCAAUCGUCCGGGUUCAAACCUUAGCUGAUGCCGAAGCCGUCCCUGAGAGGUACAUCAAGCCACCGUCCGAGCGACCCAACCUGAAUCCCGGAACGGCGUUGGCGCCGAGUGAGACGGGAAGCCUUCCUGUCAUCGACCUCGCCGGCCUGAGUGGUGGCGCCGCGGAGAGGCGGGCGACGAUGCUGGCCGUCUCGGAUGCUUGCCGAGACUGGGGUUUCUUCCAGGUGGUGAACCACGGGGUGAGCCCGGAGCUGAUGGAGGGGAUGAGGGAAGUGUGGACGGCGUUCUUCCGGCUACCCAUGGCGGAGAAGCAAGCUUACGCCAACUCCCCCAAGACAUUCGAGGGGUACGGCAGCCGCCUCGGCGUCAAGAAGGGCGCCAUUCUUGACUGGGGCGACUACUUCUUCCUCCAGCUUUCACCUCACUCGAUCAGGAACUACGACAAGUGGCCUGUUCUUCCUGCAUCCCUGAGGGCGAUGACGGAGUCCUACGGCGAGGAACUGGAGAAGCUGUGUGGGGUGAUAAAGAAGGUGUUGUCUGCAACCCUAGGACUGGACGAAGAGUUCCUCCACAGAGCCUUUGGAGAGGCUGGCGCUUGCCUGAGGGUCAACUACUACCCCAAAUGCCCGCAGCCUGAUCUCACCCUCGGCCUCUCUCCCCACUCCGACCCCGGAGGGAUGACGGUCCUGCUCACCGACCACCACGUCAAAGGCCUUCAGGUGCGCAAGGGUGACGACUGGAUCACGGUGGAGCCGGUCCCCGGUGCUCUCAUCGUCAACAUCGGCGACCAAAUCCAGGUGUUGACCAAUGCGACAUAUAAGAGCGUAGAGCACCGGGUGGUGGUCAACGCGGCGACGGAGCGGCUGUCGAUGGCCUUCUUCUUCAACCCCAACGACGACCUGCCGAUCCAACCCGCCGCCGAGCUGGUGACGCCCGAGGCGCCGCCCCUGUACAAGCGGCUGACCUUCAAGGAGUACAAGCUGUUCAUGAGGAUGUUGGGCCCCCGUGGCAAGUCCCACGUUGACUUCGUCAAGCCCACCUGAUCCGAUCCGAUCCAUCCUUGCCGUGUCUCGUUGCCACCAAUAAAUUCACAUCUCGAUUCGGAAUGCAAUACACACCAUUUGAAGGAUUUGAUUGU
Molecule: messenger RNA, 1200 nt
Organism: Musa acuminata AAA Group (dessert banana)
Lineage: Eukaryota; Viridiplantae; Streptophyta; Magnoliopsida; Zingiberales; Musaceae
Product: jasmonate-induced oxygenase 2
Exons: 3
Coding region: 35-1105 (356 amino acids)
Source: RefSeq, a predicted model, not a curated record